This is a messenger RNA of Ceutorhynchus assimilis (cabbage seed weevil), 1837 nucleotides long. The record is from the annotation of a GenBank genome assembly. Lineage: Eukaryota; Metazoa; Arthropoda; Insecta; Coleoptera; Curculionidae.
UUUUAUUGUAUUUUUCAUAUGAGACGAUAUGGAAUCAGUUUAAGUGUGUCAAUUGGGGAUUAGGGGGACAAAUAGGGACUAAUCGGUCCUCCUCCUUCUUUCAACUCGUACAUGAUGGGAGCCCCCCUGUUUGAUAUUAGUAUUAGAAGACCAUAAUCAGUCUCUAUCAGAGAUUUGUGGUGAUGCGACAAUUACGUUCUACUUUCCAGUCAUUUGUGAUACCUAAUUGUGAUUUUGUGAUAGAUUUUCAAAGAAAACACUUCUUUUGUUGUGAUAUUUUAGUUUAAUUUACAAUGGCGGGACCUGAUAAAAUAAUAGCAGAUAUAUUCUCACCGUUUCAAGACCAUAUUAACGCAGAACAGGAUGUAAGGGAGGUUAUCAGGAAUAUUAUAAAAGAAAUCGAGAAAUCAACCAGAGACAUCAUCACAAACCUUCAAGUGAUCCAUAGCCAAAGCAACUGUGAAUAUAUUCAUCAUGGUAUUAUGAAAUCUCGUGAGAUAAUGCAAGGAAUUGCUAAAGGCUUUGAGGAAUUGGACAAAGCAGUGCCCCCAGGUGAAUAUUAUCGUUACAACGACCAUUGGAGGUUCUCCAUACAGAGAUUAUGCUUCUUGGCUGGGCUCAUAGUCUUUCUGGAAAAGGGAAUUUUGAUCGAGAGAACCACGGCUUCAGAAAUGAUCGGAGUUAGCAAUAAGCAAAAUAUCCAUUUGGACUUGGAAGACUACUUGAUGGGGCUCCUAAAUUUAGCCUCAGAACUGUCCCGCUUUGCAGUCAGCUCUGUAAUUUUGGGAGAUUUCAGUCGUCCUUUGCAAAUCUCAAAGUUUGUAGGUGAACUAAAUGCAGGUUUCAGACUUCUGAACCUCAAAAAUGACUCGCUCCGCAAACGAUUUGACGCUCUCAAAUAUGACGUCAGAAAAACUGAAGAGGUUGUGUACGAUUUAUCGAUAAGAGGCUUGAUUCCUGGAAGCUUGCAGUCAGAAGAAACGAAUAUCGAUACCUCGCAGCCAGGAGAAACAAAGCCUACCGAAUAGGGACAUUUUUAUUUAGCGUAAAGGCGAUCUUUUUCUUUGUAUUUUUCCAUUAUAUACGGUCAACCACAAUAUAUGUAGUUAAGUAUUGAAUAGUUGAAGAUUUCUUCUUUUAAAUAAUUAGGUACUUGUAACUUUGAGCCGUUUCAAAAUAGAUUUUUAAUAUUUCAACAAACAAAACGAAUGCUUUCAGAAUAAAUCCACAUGCAUGCAGACAUUUAUUACAAUGGGCUGUUCCACUUAAAUUUAAAUACCUAAUUUAGGCAUAAAAUUGAGAAACUAUUUUAAGUGUAUUUUCCAAAAAAAAAAAAAGAUCUAUGAGGUUAAAUAAAUACUGUGUUACAAAAUUACAAAAAAAAUAAUUUAAAUUUUGUAUUAUAAUUUAAAAAAAAAGAUUAUCCAAUUAUGCCAUUUCAAAAAUUAGUGAAAGAGACCAUGAUUCUUGAAAAAGAAAUGGGAUGGAAAUAUAUUUAUAACUUUUCGUAUUUAAGUAUUUUUAUUUUUCAAAAAAAAAAGCAUGUGCAUAAAACUAUAUAUACGUGGGUAGAGUUGCUGGCCCCACUUCAGCUAGGGUUGCCACCUUUUGAUUUCCGAAAACCCGUACGUAAUCGAAGCUAACUUUUUUUUGUGGCAUAAUUUACACUCAUAUCUGUAAUGGUAUAUUACAUUACGAGUGUAGAAAGUGACAAAUUUCACACGAGUGUUUUUUCGCGCGAGGCGGUAGCUGAGUGCGAAAAUCACACGAUUGUAUGAAAGACUCUUUCUCACAAGUGAUGUACACCAUUUUUCCUACGACCAGAAGCCGAUUUACA